Molecule: messenger RNA, 6241 nt
Organism: Oncorhynchus gorbuscha (pink salmon)
Lineage: Eukaryota; Metazoa; Chordata; Actinopteri; Salmoniformes; Salmonidae
Product: mucin-5AC-like
Exons: 5
Coding region: 567-5237 (1556 amino acids)
Source: RefSeq, a predicted model, not a curated record
GAGACAACCGGUGCAAUUUGGGAAGGAUGGGAAGAAAGAAAGUAGGGUGACUUGAGAGAUGACAUCAUUCCUCAUUUGAAUAAAUCUCAGCCGGGGUAGUGAUUGGUUGUGAGCUGGAGAAAGUCGAGUUACUUGGCUAUUCAUCCCUUUCAAUUUCACCCCCGCGCGCAAUGCCGUGGUAAAACCCUCUCCGCCUGUCCAUCGGUCCCGGCCAGUAGAGAUUGUCUGCGUGGACUGCAAAUCGCUUUUCCUUUCUUUGGAAGGGACGUGCAUCACUUCUGAAAUCGGCGGUCGACAGAAGUUUCUUGGUAAUCUGGUUGCUGUACUUUGGCCUGUUUUUAAUCUCGUUCGGUUUCAUUUUCCAAUUUGUUACACUCUGUAUUCGAGGAUUCUGAAAGGAGUCGGAGGAUAUUGUCAAACACUGGGCUGGGCGUAGCUGGAGAUCAAGCUAUAGCUAACAACACUGCGUUGAUCAGACUCCACCAUCACCUGAGAGCAGUCACCAUCUUCAGUCUCAAGCUCUCCAGCCCUCCUCUGCAGAGACGGACAGCCAGGACUGAGGGGAGAUGAAACCGGAUGGGGUUGCCACGGCAGCGAUGGAGCCAAUGGAAGCACUGGACGCCGAUCCGGUAAACGAGCCAGUUGUGAUGGGAGAGGAGCCUAACCAGGCUGCGCCGGCACCUCAGACGGAGGGAGUUGGCCAGCAGGGAGAGAUGGGGCAGGGCGAGCCUCAUCCAGAGCCAGCCCAGGUGGCCCCCACCAAGACGGGAAACAGCAAGGCUGCAGCAGACCCAAAAGCCAAGACCAAGGCUCCCGCUGCUAAGACAAAGCCUGGGACCACCACCACAAUUAAGACCGCGGCCGGACCAGGGUCUCGACCCAACACCGCUCAGAGCCGAUUGACCAAUGGGGUUUCCAAGCCACAUGCCAACGGAGUGGCCAAGAAGACCACCACUGGAGCCCCAGAGAAGACCACGCCCAAGAGGCCCGUAGGCACAGCCGUUGCCCCUACCACUAAGACCACCGCCAAGGUUGGUGAGAAGAAGCCAGCGGGCACCACCCGCCCUGCCUCGGCUCCUGCUGCCACCAACGGGGUGAAGGCCACCACAGGAACAGCAGCAAAGAAGACACCUGCCGCGCCAACUAAUGGUGUCAAAGCCACCACCACCGCUGCUAAGAAGCCCACAGCUCCCCGGCCUGUCUCUGCAGCUACCACCAAGCCCAGCACUGCCGCCGCUCCCAAGCCUGAUAGGCCUCCUGUUUCCAAGACAACCAGGCCUGCCACUGGUGCUCCAGGAUCUCGCCCUGCCUCUGUUGCAGCCAGGCCAGCCACAGCCAGCACAGCCAAGAGCUCCACAUCCACAGCCAAGCCUGGCACCCCCACGGCUAAAACCACCUCCACCACUCCCAGACCAGCCUCUGCCAAAGCCGUCUCUACAACACCCUCAGCUGGACGGACCCCGACAUCACAGCCCUCAAAAACUCCCAUCAAGAAAGAUGUUACCAAAUCAGCCACCAAGAAGCCUGCAGCGGCUCCUCUCACUCGUACCUCACCAGCCAAGACCACCAAACCUGAGACUCCCAAAUCAGCCUCCGCAUCCAAGCCGGACUCCACCCCCAUGAAGCCGGCUGCCAGCAGCAAGGCCGCAGACACCAAGAAGACGCCAAGCAAGCCUACGCCUUCAAAGGAUGUCAGUGCUGGCCCCAAGACCCCUAGUACCAAGCCAGCAGGGAAGGCUUCCACCCCUAAGAAGACUGUGGGCAGCAACACCCCCAUGGCAGUAAAGCGUGGCCCCAAACCCACAAUGGCGGCAGAGCCCGCGACUGAAACUGGUGAGACCCAGGACGCCGCUGUUGCUGCUGCCAUAGCUGCAGCUUCCUUGGCUGCUGUAGUCUCCAUGGCAACCUCAGAAGAAGCAGUGGUGGCUGCAGUCCCAGAGGAGAAGGAGACGGUGCCCCCUCAGGCCAGCCAGCCAAAGGAGGCCCCAGAGGCCUUUAUCUCUCAGCUGUCAGCUCAGCUGGACCUGGUCCACCUGGAAGAGCCAGCAGACACAGUGUCUCUCCUGGGCACCACGGUCAUGUCUCCGCCAUGCUCCCCCACCGGGCCCAUGUCCCCGGUCAGGGAGCCCCAGAAUGCCUCUGCUCUGCUGGACAUGCACGUCCAGCCAGAACCCAGGUCCCAGAGCCAGUCUGCCAUGGCUCCACAGAGUCCAGUCCAGGAGGAGGUGAUUUUCCAGCCAGACUCCUGGGCCCAGAACCAGUCUGCCAUGUCUCCACAGAGCCCGGUCCAGGAGGAGGUGAAGGUCCAGCCAGACUCCUGGGCCCAGAACCAGUCUGCCAUGUCUCCACAGAGCCCGGUCCAGGAGGAGGUGAAAGUCCAGCCAGACACCUGGGCCCAGAACCAGUCUGCCAUGUCUCCACAGAGCCCUGUCCAGGAGGAGGUGAAGGUCCAGCCAGACUCCUGGGCCCAGAACCAGUCUGCCAUGUCUCCACAGAGCCCGGUCCAGGAGGAGGUGAAGGUCCAGCCAGACUCCUGGGCCCAGAACCAGUCUGCCAUGUCUCCACAGAGCCCGGUCCAGGAGGAGGUGAAGGUCCAGCCAGACUCCUGGGCCCAGAACCAGUCUGCCAUGUCUCCACAGAGCCCUGUCCUGGAGGAGGUGAAGGUCCAGCCAGAUGAGCAGCAGGAGGACCUCCUCAUACCCUCCUCUUCAGCCCCUCCUGAGUUCAGCAUGAUGUCUCAGCCCAUGGAUGAGUUCACCUCAGGGGUCCUGGUCUCUCCCUCUCAGGACCAGGAGGAGGCAGUGGAGAAGGCAGAUGAGGAGAUCAACGAAGAUGAUGACAAUGAUGACAAUGAGGAAGAAGAGAGGACGGUGGGCAAGCCGACAUCACUAUUUGACAUGAGUAGCUCUCAGCCCUCUGAGGAGGCAAAGCCUGUAGGCUUUGGUGGUGUCACCAGUUGGCAUGGGGAUGACUUCUUGUCAGGGAUGGACUCUGAGGAUGUGAGCAGUAUGAGCAGCCGCCUGCAGGGGUCGUCAGAGAUUAGCAGCACCCAGCAAACGGGCCUGCUGCAGGGUACCCAGAGCUCCGACGCCCUGGUAGACUCCAGCCUCAAGGGCUCCGAGGGAGAAGGGACCUUCAUGUGCUCCCUCGAUGUGGAGACCCUGGCCAACGAGGAGGAAGAUGAGGAAGAGGAUAGUAAAGUGUGCAAGCCGACAUCACUAUUUGACAUGAGUAGCUCUCAGCCCUCUGAGGAGGCAAAGCCUGCAGGCUUUGGUGGUGCCACCAGUUGGCAUGGGGAUGACCUCUUGUCAGGGAUGGACUCUGAGGAUGUGAGCAGUAUGAGCAGCCGCCUGCAGGGGUCGUCGGAGAUUAGCAGCACCCAGCACACAGGCCUGCUGCAGGGUACCCAGAGCUCCGACGCCCUGGUAGACUCCAGCCUCAAGGGCUCCAAAGGAGAAGGGACCUUCAUGUGCUCCCUCGAUGUGGAGACCCUGGCCAUCGAGGAGGAGGAAGAUGAAGAUGAGGAAGAGGAUAGGAAAGUGUGCAAGCCGACAUCACUGUUUGACAUGAGUAGCUCUCAGCCCUCUGAGGAGGCAAAGCCUGCAGGCUUCGGUGGUGCCACCAGUUGGCAUGGGGAUGACCUCUUGUCAGGGAUGGACUCUGAGGAUGUGAGCAGUAUGAGCAGCCGCCUGCAGGGGUCGUCAGAGAUGAGCAGCACCCAGCACACGGGCCUGCUGCAGGGUACCCAGAGCUCCGACGCCCUGGUAGACUCCAGCCUCAAGGGCUCAGAGGGAGAAGGAGCCUUCAUGUGCUCCCCCGAUGUGGAGACCCUGGCCAUCGAGGAGGAGCGAGUUGAUGUUGAUGAUAUGGACUUGAGCUCAGAGCGGGCAGUGGACCACCGGAAGGUGUGUCAGCAGAAGGAUGAGGAGGAGGAGGAUGAUGAAGAUGUGGAAAUGCCCAGCGAAGGGGUGACGGAGAGUGGACUGGAGAGCUGUGGGAACGCAGAUGAGGACGACUACACAGAGGAGGACCGCUUGGAUAACCUUAGCCGUUCACCCAUCCCACCUUCCUCAGCCUGGGGUCAGACAAACCCCUUCACUGACCCCUGGGCCCAGCCCCACCUCUCCUCCCCCCACACCGCCUCCAGCCCCCUGUCUGACCACGGGGCUGACGGCCCUGAGACGCCCACCCAGUCCUCUGCCCAGGCCUGGUUGGAUCUCAGCGCCCCCUCUCUGAUGCUCCAGUCAGAGCAGCCCUCAGAGCCUCAGUCUGCCCCUGAGGAGAUGGAGAGCUCUGCCCCAGUGGAGGCCUCUGCUCCCCCAGGGCCCCAUGCUGUGGGCAUGUCUCAGUCCAGCACCCUGAGUGGCACGGCCCUGGCCGUCCACAGCAGCAGUGAAACCAGCACUCCCGAGGAGCUCCGUGACUAUGACAGCAGCUCUGGGGUGGAGUCACGCUCUGACAAGCAGCAGACUCCCGUGCCAUCCAAUGUGCAACCUGACCUGGAGCAGGACUUGGGCAUCCAUCUGGAGCGAGGUGACGAGGAGGAGGAGGCUGAGACGCUCCCUGCUGACGAGGUCCUGGGUGCAGGCCCUCCUACUGCCCCCGCCUCUGCCCCCUCCUCCCCCUCCACCUCGGGAGACGAGGCCAGCGACAUGGAGGGUGAGAUGCAGAUCAACGACCCAGAUGUCCCCGUCACCAUGGAUGACCGUGCUGAGUUCGACAGCCCACCGUCUGCCUGUAUCCUGCCUGCCCUAAAAGAGGAGCUGGUGGAGGUGCCGGCCGGAGAAGGAGAGGAGGACGGGGGUGGCGGCACGCCCCAGUCUGCCAACUCAGUGGCGUCUUACGGCUUUGACUGCACCAUGUCCAACUCCAACGCCCACUCCACUGCCGAGAGCUGCGGUAAGAGUCCCGGCAUCUUCUCCCUGGAGAACGAGGACCAGUUGCCCGAGGAGGCCAAGGACCCCUCCCUCAUCAAGGAGCUGACCCUGCCUGCAGCGGCCGCCCAAUCAGUGGAGCUGCUGGGAGGCCCUGUAGACCUGCUGCCCCUGGGCCAGCCUGGGGACCAGCACCACUACAUGCUGGGGGGGAAGAUUGAUGCUGACGACCUGGAGGUCAACACCCUGGAGGACACCCUCCGCCUGGGGCCCCAGCAUGCCGGGGAGGCCAGCGAGGGCCAGCCACCCUACUACUCUGCUAUAUGCGAUAAGACUGAUAGCUUUCUGGCAGGUAACGUAUAAGUCCCUACCCCUGGAAUGCACCUUCUCCCUCGCACCCCUCCCCCCCCUGUUCUUAGUUUUUCUCUCCAGGUGGGUUAGAGAUGGUUUAGAAAAACAAGCAAAUGAUGGUAGGAAACAAAAGGCAAGGGGAAAGAAAAAGACUGUAGAUCAGUGAAGCCUCCCUCUUUCAUACUACUAUUAUGGUUAUGAAUGUAUGGCACUACUGUAUGUACAAUAGCUACUAGCUACCAUUUUCUAUUAGAAUGUUCUUUUUAAGUAACACUGCGUAACCCCUGAGGGGGUAUUGACUGACUGGUCCGUUGGGACAAAGCUCUUAAAAGAAAAGGAGGAGUAAAAGGAGAAUGGACUCUACCUACAUGUGUAUUUAUCCUACUGUUUUUACCAAACAAAUGUCAAUUAUUAUGUUUUUGUACUUGUUUAGUUGGAACCUGGUCCGCCCUCCCCUAUGUACACGCUCCAUUUGAUCCUGCACCGUAGAGAUAUCCUACUCUCUUUUUUUACAAGUUUGUCGUUUUGCUUUCAACACCAUUUUCGUAUCUAAUAAAGGCUAGAUAUUUAACAUGGCUUUCCUCCCCUUACAGUUUUCUUAAGGUCGGUAUGAGAGUGUUCGAUUUGAAGUUUGUCUAGUUUUAAUUUUCCCUGCAGGAAGUUUGCCUCUCCCUGCAUAGAUUAUCGUGGCAAGUAACGUUGUCAUGUACAGUGUGUUUUGGGCAUCUGUUUUAAGUGGUCAUGCUUCAUGCCUCUCUUAGUUGAUCAUUUGUGCUUCAGAACCAACUAACAACUAUUUGUGGGGAAAAAACCUGCAUUCCUCUGCAUUUAGAAUUGACGCUCACUGAAAACGCUUUUCUCACUGAAACGCUUUUAGUGAUAUUGGAUAUUUCAACUUGCAUGUACUAACAUUGAAAUUGUAUCUGAUUAAACCAUUAUACACUAGGGAUGUUCAUAAAUGAAUGGUUCAUGCUAAGUAGGUUUUUCAAAAUUCCAUUAAACAUCAUUGCAAGGCA